This is a messenger RNA of Coregonus sp. 'balchen', 1742 nucleotides long. The record is from the annotation of a GenBank genome assembly. Lineage: Eukaryota; Metazoa; Chordata; Actinopteri; Salmoniformes; Salmonidae.
AUGCUAUGUCUACUGUAUUUGGUCCUGCAGAAAGAACACACUGGACGUCUAGUCAUUGGAGAUCACAAAUCAACAUCCCAUGUCCGCAGUGGUGAGUAACCCUCAUUGAAUUAUAGAAAAAGGGUUGUCACGGUACUAGAAUCGGGACAACCCUAUUCUACACCCCUUUCAAACACUUUACUCACAGAUGUAUCUAUCUCAUCUAAUCUAACCUUAUCCCAUAUCAAUACAGUACUAUCUGGGACCAGAUAGCACUGUAUUGGGUAUGAUUGGUGUUUCACUAGUUUGUCCUCUGCAGGGGCGGAGGAUCAGAGGAUGAACUCUGAGCUGGAGCUGCAGUACCAGCAGGGGCUGGACGGGAAGCUGUCGGGCAGGAACAGGAGACACGUUGGACUGGGCUUUAGCGAGGUGAGCGAUCACAGACGGACAGGAGUUGAACAUCGACACAGAGUGCACAUGCCACUUCUGCCAUAUGUUCCUAUUGCUGUUGGUUUGAACCGGUCCUAACAAAGAUGGCUGACAAAUUGUUCCAUUCUGAUGAAUAGGGGCUCUAUGACAUCAGCCUAUCUGCUGUUAUAUUAUCUAUGGGGUUGAAUGGCUGAAGCAAGUUUGGGUACGCUUUCAUUCUAUUUAGCUGGGUUGUGUUUGUUAGGCACCAAAGGGAAGAAAAAGCUCCAAAGCCUAGAAGGUACUAUCUGAAUUUGGCUAAUAAAAAACCUGUUUAUUUCUGUUGCAAAACGUGUGUGCCCUAAUGAACACAACCAUGGGCUGUUACAUCUAGGUGAAGCCUAGAAUGACAUGAUUAGACCGUGAUAUAAUACUGACUGACUGAUAUAAUCUUAUUUAGAGAGUCGAGUUAGGGGUUGUGCUCCUUAUUAGACCUGUAUGUUUGCAUGUCUAUGGAAGAUUACAUUAAUAAUGUGUAUGUAAGAUGAAUGACAGCACAGCAUAUGGAAGCUCCACAACAUCAAAAUGUGUCGCUCUUUACUAAGACAGUUUGUGAUUGUCAGAGGCAUAAUUGCUACAGUCAAAAUGUAAUGUACGCACCCACAUGUUGCCUGUGUUGCCCCAGUCUUCAGAUCUUCAUUUUGUGUCUCUUCUGUUCGCCCCACAGCCUGACCCAGCCCCACCUCCACCACCCGUAGAGGGCCAAAGCAAGGCAGAGCAACCAGCCAGUCCCAAAGCCCCAGACAGCCCCUCAGAACCCCAGGGCUCACCAGACAAACCCCCCUCACCAAGCCCAGAGGACAGGAGGACAGAGGACAGGAGGACAGACAAGAAUGAGGACAAGAAACACACCUUCAAAAUGGCCUUUGUGAAGUCGUCCUAAGACUGGGAGAAAAACAGAAAGUCACCUUUUUCUAAAAUCGAACCACAGAUUUGUACAUAAGUCGUUAUUUUGUGUCUCUGCAGUACUCCCAAGGUGAUACAUGGUAACUUUGUGGUUUAAGAUGUAUUUUAUGUUUCAAUGCUGAGCAGCAAAGCAGCAGUGUACUGCUGAAGGAGGUAACAAUCAUUGACCCUGUUGUUUCCUUGUCGAUUUUUGUUAGGAAUUCCUAACUGGAAGAGGGACUGUUGGAAUGGUUCUGAGACGAAGCAAAAGCUUUCAUUCAAUUGUGUUAAAUGGGACUAUAGAUCUUCUACUGUCCAGUUGAAUGUCUCAUGAGUUAUAAAAUGUACUUAAACUACAAAUUAAAUAUCAAUAAACUGAAGAACCACACAGUAGGGAUGAAUAUUUUCUC